This is a messenger RNA of Lodderomyces theae, 1506 nucleotides long. RefSeq lists its product as uncharacterized. The transcript has a single exon. The coding region runs from base 1 to 1506 and encodes 501 amino acids. Gene Ontology annotation, molecular function: oxidoreductase activity, acting on the aldehyde or oxo group of donors, NAD or NADP as acceptor. The record is from RefSeq and is a predicted model, not a curated record. Lineage: Eukaryota; Fungi; Ascomycota; Pichiomycetes; Serinales; Debaryomycetaceae.
AUGUCAAUUCCUUUAGAACAACAAGUUACUUUACCAGACGGACAGAAAUUCGUCUUGCCUACUGGUUUAUUCAUUAACAAUGAAUUUGUCAAAUCCAAAAGCGGUCACACUUUAGAAUCCAUUAAUCCAGCUACGGGAGAAGUCAAUGGUUCCGUUUACGCAGCAGAAGCAGAAGAUGUUGACGUUGCAGUUGCAGCAGCUAAAGAGGCUUUUAAAUCUUGGAAAAAAGUGACUGGCGUGGAAAGAGGCAUUUUAUUGAACAAGUUGGCAGAUAAAUUGGUUGAACAAAGAGAUUUGUUGGGAUCGAUUGAAGCUUGGGAUUCGGGAAAGACUAAGGAGCAGAAUGCUGUUUACGAUAUUGAUGAAUGUGUUAGUUGUUUUAGAUACUUUGCGGGAUGGGCUGAUAAGAUUACUGGGAAAGUGAUUCAAAAUGAUCCCAAGAAAUUGGCCUAUACUGUUCAUGAACCAUUGUCUGUAGUCGGUCAAAUUGUUCCCUGGAAUUAUCCAUUGGCAAUGUCUGCUUGGAAAUUGGCCCCAGCUUUAGCUACUGGUAAUGUUGUUGUUUUGAAAACUUCUGAAAUUACUCCGUUGUCAAUGUUGUAUGUUGCUCAAUUGAUUAAAGAUGUUGGUUUCCCACCCGGGGUCGUCAACAUCAUUUCAGGUUAUGGGAAGACCGCAGGUACUGCAUUGUGUAAACACCCUGAUGUUGCCAAGAUUGCAUUCACGGGAUCCACAGCAACUGGUAAGUUGAUCGCCAAGAUGGCAGCUGAUACCAUGAAAGCAGUCACUUUGGAGUGUGGUGGUAAAUCACCUUUGAUUAUUAGAGCAGAUGCCGAUUUAGAUCAGGCAGUGAAAUGGGCAGCUAUAGGUAUCAUGUCGAACCAAGGUCAAAUUUGUACUGCCACUUCUAGAAUUUAUGCCCAUGAAUCAAUUUACGAAAAGUUUGUUUCUGCGUUAUCAGCUCAUGUCCAACAAGAGUACAAACAGGGUGGUAUGUUUGAUGGAGACGCUAUUGUUGGGCCACAAGUUUCGGAGCAGCAACGUGACAAGGUAUUGAAGUAUAUCGACAUUGGUAAACAAGAAGGUGCUAGAGUUGUAUUGGGUGGUGAAAGAAACACUGAAGGUGAUUUGUCAAAGGGUUUCUUCAUCAAGCCAACAAUUUUUGCCGAUGUCAAACCAUCAAUGAGAAUAGUUAAUGAAGAAAUUUUUGGUCCCGUGGUUUCUGUUGGUAAAUUCAGCACAGACGAGGAAGCCGUCAAAUUAGCCAAUGGUACUGAAUAUGGAUUGGGUGCUGCUAUAUUCACUAAUGACUUAACUGUUGCACACACAAUGGCAUCUGAUAUUGAAUCGGGUAUGGUGUGGAUCAACUCGUCCAAUGACUCUGAUGUCCAUAUUCCAUUUGGUGGAGUUAAGAUGUCUGGUGUUGGUAGAGAAUUGGGUGAGUAUGGUUUGGAUAUGUAUACUCAAGCAAAAGCCAUCCAUGUCAAUUUGGGCACCAAAUUGUAA